AAACCAGUGCCGUAAACAUCGUGAACGUAAAUACACGGUGUGCGUUCUGUGUAUACGUGUUACGUUACAGACGUCUUCUAAAUCGUGCUGAAUUUUCAUGAUUCUUAUCGAAAAAAUUUCACCUAACUUUAUAUUUAUAUGAAUUAUUUAAGUUAAGUUAAUUAAUAAAGAACAAUAGUGAAAGGUAGGUUAUAAUCAAGACAUACGAUAUUGACAGUGCUAAGAAUAUCAAGAAGUAGUAAAUUUUCGUUGGGUGUGUGAACCUUCGAAGUUAUUUAAGUUGUCGUAUUGUAAACAUUGAAGAUAUAGAAGUUUCAAGAAAAGAGCACACUAUCUUCGAAAUCAUCGGGCGUUGUACUACUCUAGGGGUAACACGGUGGGUGCAUAGCUGCGCGGUAUGAAAAAAUGAUGUGAUCGAUGGUCAUCAUGGCGGCACCCAUGUUAAAGUGGAAGCGAAUCACAAAUCCGUCCGGACCUCAGCCAAGACCCAGACAUGGACAUAGGGCAGUUGCUCUUAAGGACCUUAUGGUCGUUUUCGGCGGUGGAAAUGAGGGCAUUGUUGAUGAGCUUCAUGUCUAUAACACGACAACUAAUCAAUGGUUUGUACCAUCGACAAAAGGUGAUAUUCCACCUGGCUGUGCUGCAUAUGGUUUUGUUGUUGAUGGAAGUCGUAUUUUGGUCUUUGGUGGUAUGGUUGAGUAUGGAAAGUACUCAGAUGAACUUUAUGAACUUCAAGCAGUUAGAUGGGAAUGGAAAAAAUUGAGACCCAGGCCUCCAGAAAAUGAUCCACCACCAUGUCCAAGAUUGGGACAUAGUUUUACUCUUAUUGGUAAUAGAGUCUUUCUUUUUGGAGGAUUAGCUAAUGAUAGUGAAGAUCAUAAAAAUAAUAUACCAAGAUAUUUAAAUGACCUAUAUACCCUGGAACUACUUCCUAAUGGAGGAACAGUUUGGGAUGUACCACAAACACAUGGACAUGCACCACCACCGAGAGAGUCUCAUACUGGAGUAUCUUAUACUGAUAGUAAAACAGGAAAAACCUGUUUAGUAAUUUAUGGUGGUAUGAGUGGAUGUCGUUUGGGUGAUUUAUGGUAUCUUGAUGUUGAUUCAAUGACAUGGCAUAAACCAGUGGUUCAUGGACCUAUUCCAUUACCGCGAUCUCUUCAUACUGCUACUUUAAUUGGUCAUCGAAUGUAUGUUUUUGGAGGAUGGGUGCCACUUGUUGUUGAUGAUGUUAAGGUUGCAACACAUGAAAAAGAGUGGAAAUGCACAAAUACAUUGGCUUGUUUAAAUAUAGAAACUUGGACAUGGGAACAGUUAACUGUUGAUACUUUAGAAGAAAAUGUUCCUCGCGCUCGUGCUGGACACUGCGCAAUUGGAAUGCAUAAUAAACUUUAUGUAUGGUCUGGUCGAGAUGGAUAUCGCAAAGCUUGGAACAAUCAGGUUAGGGUUUGUUGUAAAGAUUUAUGGUAUCUCGAAGUCGGUAAACCAUCUGCUCCAUCCAAAUUGAACUUAGUUAGGGCCAGUUUACAAGCAUUGGAAAUUCAAUGGACACCUGUACCAUCUGCACAGUACUAUAUAUUACAAAUACAGAAAUGUAAACCUUCAACAACAACUGGAACGUUUCCUACAGUUAGUACUCCAGCAAGCACCGCAACACCUACCACGACAUCAACAAUGGUCACUCUUGCAACUGAUUCUGCUACAUCUUCGCCUGUCACUUCUGUUCCUGAGCUUCCACAAACUCCAACUUCGGUUAGACCGUCCGUACCUCCACAGACUCCAGUUCGAGUUCAAUCAACUGUACAAAGUCCCAUUCAGAAACCAGUACCAUCACAAAGCGUAACAAAACCAUCGAGUCCAAUGACACCAAGAGUUGCCGGAAAUCUUAUUAGAAUUCGUUCUCCUUUAGUUACAACAACGCCAACAACAACCACUGCUACUGAACAAACUCCAACUUCUAAUACUACAGUGGCAGGCCAAACACCAGCUGCUAUGUCAGGAAUUGCCGCUUUAGCAGCAGCUGCUGCUGCUACUCCAAAAAUAAGUAUGAAUAAUGUACCAAUCCUUCCACAAACUACGGCUAAUACAAUUAGAAUGAAGAAUGUUCAACCUGGUCAACAAAUACGUUUUGCUGCACCUGGAGCAACAGUAUUGAGAACAGCUUCACCACAACAAAGUAAACAAAUUAUCCUACAGAAACCAGGUCAAAAUAUAUCUGGUCAACCACAGAUUGUACAUCUUCUUAAAACAGCACAGGCAAUGGUAGCAACUGUGCCUAAAGUAAGUCUCAUACCAGGAAAAACUGUUCAAGCAACAGGUGCAAAACCACUUAAUCAGGGAGCGAAAAUAUUGAGAUUAGUAAAUCCUAACACUGUACAGGGAUCCAAAAUUCUCACAACUAUGAAAACAUCUAAUAUUGUUGCAAUGAGUAAAGGACAAAAUAUUAGUGGUAAACAAACAAUAAUGAUUACUAAACCUGGUGGUAAUGGUGGAUUAGUUGGUCGUAAUCAAAUUAUAGUAGUUACAACAGGAUCUAAUUUAAGAACUAUACAAGCUGUUACUACUUCUCAAGCUGGAGGUGGACAAACGGGUAAUAUUACGACACCUGUAAAUGUUUUACCAUUAUCAGCUACUAAUCAUGUAACAAACCAACAAGGAGUGAAGAUGAUUGUUGUUUCAUCUGGAGCAAUGGGAGGAGGAACUACUGGAAAACCUAUUACUAUCACAGUUCCAGGCCAAGGAGGUGUUCCAAAAACAGUAACUAUUGCAACUAAAGGAAGUCCACAAGCUAUUUUUAAUCCUGGAAAAAGUCAGAUUGUUACUAUGCCACAAAUACAAAAAACACCAGAGACUGUAACAGUAUCUGGUAAACCUGUGACAUUACAAAUGUCUGGAGGAAUAGGUGCAAAAACAGUUACUCUUAUGCCUACAAGUAGCACAAUAGUAACAACUUCAAGUGCAUCUGAAACGAUAGAUACAAGUAAAAUGUUAUUUGUUCCAUCACAAAAACAACCAUCAGCUUCAUUAGCAUCUACAUCUGAUGGUCCUGCUACUACUGAUGCUGCAUUAGCUGCAUUAGCUGCAGAGGCAGGUUUAAUAGAUCCAGUUCAAGAACCUUCUGGUGAUUUAUCUUUUAUGGUAUCUGCAGAUGAUGGUGGAGCUGGAGAUGGUAAAAUAGAAGAUAAUUGUAAUGGUGAUGAAACUACUACAGCAGCUGCUUUAGUUUCUCAAAUGGGUGCUGGUGAAUCUAUGCAAAUUGAUAGAGAUGGUAACUUUUUAAUUCCUCAAGUUGAUGGUCCAGCAGAUCUUCUUCUGUCUGAUGAUGAUGAAGACAAUGAUAAAAUUGAUUUAGCUGAAGAUCCCACAUUAGAAAAUCAAGAAGAGUCGCAAGUUGCAGAUUCUGCAAAUAUGGAGCAACAUACAGAUACAGCAUCAACAGAAGCUGUUCAUAUGGAAGAAUCCAUAAAAGAUCCAGAUACUUUGUCAGAAGGAGCAUCUGAACUUCCUGUUUCCACAAGUGUUCCAGAAGAUAUUCCAAUAGAUCCAGAACCUUCUAUUGAUACUCAACCAGAUGAAAAUGAAAUACCUAUUGAAGUUGUUAAUGAUUCAGAACCAGCAAAUGAAAGUGACAUGCAAGAAAUGAAUAAUGUAUCAACUGAAGAGGCACAAAUAAAAGCUGAAAUUUCUAAUAUGCAAGAUCCAAUAGAAGCUUCAGAGGAAGCAUCUAUGCCAGAUGCUAUGGAACUUCCAGAAACCGAAGAAAAUGAACAGAUUGAAAAUAAUGAUAUAAAAUUAAUGGCAGUAGAUACAUAUACUUCUGAAUCUGAAAAACAAGUAGCUUCUGAACAUUUGUCACCUGAAGAUAGUUUAUCACAAUUUUCUCAAGAAGAUAAUCAAGUUAUAGAAAAAAUUAAAGAUGAAGCUGUGGAACCACCGAUGGAUCUUCCUGAGGGAACCCCAAUGGAAACAUUAGAGGAUAAUGAUGAACCAAUGGUUACAGAUUCUUGUUCAACUCCUACUAAUAUUCCCAUUACAACAUCUAUCAUGCAAAUAAAGUUAGAACAAGCCGAUGAAUCAAUGAAACAAGAUAAAAUAUCAGAAAUCCCACCAACAUCAUCUAUUAGUAGUAUUACAUUUCUUGAAAAGGAAAUGGAUAUUCAAAAACCAAUAACCACAGUAAAAAUGGAAAUAAAAGAAGAAUCUAUUAAAAAAGAAAGUCUGAAACAAGAACAAAUGAAUGGCACAAGAACGGAAAAUGGAGAUGAUUCCACAGCAUUAACUACAUUAGCUACAGCUGCCUUAGGUUCGGCAGAACAAUCAAUGAAAAUGAAGCCUGAACAGACUGAAAAAGAAAAAAAAGAAGAAGAAUGGUAUGAUGUAGGAGUAACACAAGAAUCGAGAUUUACUGUACAACAUUAUUAUUUACCAGGUGAUGAUCCUUUAGAUAUAACACAACCAUUAACUAUGGAUGUUUUUGAAGGUAGAACUAAAGUUCCUUUAGAACAGGGAACUAUUUAUAAACUUAGAAUUGCUGCUGUGAAUAGUUGUGGACAAAGUGAUUGGAGUGAGGUAUCAGCAUUCAGAACAUAUGUUCCGGGAUUUCCCGGAGCACCUAGCGCUAUAAAAAUUAGUAAAACGGCAGAUGGUGCUCAUAUUUCAUGGGAACCACCACCUAACAGAAAUGAUGGACCCAUUUUGGAAUAUUCUGCCUAUAUAGCAAUGGCAAAUACUGCAUCUAAUAAUAAUGGAGAACCAAAGACAACAUCAUCGAAUUCGAAUUUAACAUUCACAAAAUUUUAUUGUGGUACAAAUAAUUCGUGUUCGGUGUCUAAUAGUUCCCUUAGUGCUGCUUAUGUUGAUACAACUCGAACACCAGCCAUAAUAUUUAGAAUAGCAGCACGAAAUGUUAAAGGAUACGGACCAGCAACGCAAGUUAGGUGGUUGCAACAAGCAUCAGUAUCGUCAUCAGAUCCAACUAAUUUUAUGGAGAAUAAUCCUCAAGUGAAGAGACGUGGUGUAAAUAUACGUUUACAAGCAAGCUCCCCACAGAAGAAGGUGAAACUAAAGAGACCAAGUAGCUAACUUUUUGUGAGCCGGUUCUUUUUGACCUCUUACAGCCCAAAUAUUCAAACAGCGCUAUUCAUUAUUUAAUUUCCGCUGAUACACACGCCUAACAACGACAAUGAAACAGUAUAUUCUUCGAAUAAACAACGUGACAUGCGAGUAAAUGAAUGCACGAUAUAGAGUGAUGGAGAAGAUGUCCAUAACUACAUUGAGGUAUAACAUAAGAGUUAAAAAAAGUAUUUUAAGUGUUCUAUAUAUGAAUACAAGGUCUUUCUAUACUGCGUUUUCUGACUCACCGUUAUUCUCCUAUUCCUUCGUGAAUAUGCGACAUUCUUCUGUAAAAAUAAUAUGAGUACUAUUAAUAAAUGGCAAGGUGGUUACUUUGAAAUUAAA
This is a messenger RNA of Apis dorsata (giant honeybee), 5457 nucleotides long. RefSeq names its product host cell factor 2 (gene Hcf). Gene Ontology annotation, cellular component: histone methyltransferase complex. The record is from RefSeq and is a predicted model, not a curated record. Lineage: Eukaryota; Metazoa; Arthropoda; Insecta; Hymenoptera; Apidae. The transcript is spliced from 7 exons. Bases 418 to 5082 code for a protein of 1554 amino acids. Gene Ontology annotation, biological process: chromatin remodeling; regulation of DNA-templated transcription. Gene Ontology annotation, molecular function: transcription coactivator activity; protein binding.